Candoia aspera is the source of this 3105-nucleotide messenger RNA. It is a transcript of the gene DPY19L3, whose product is annotated as dpy-19 like C-mannosyltransferase 3. Bases 712 to 2862 code for a protein of 716 amino acids. The transcript is spliced from 18 exons. The record is from RefSeq and is a predicted model, not a curated record. Lineage: Eukaryota; Metazoa; Chordata; Lepidosauria; Squamata; Candoiidae. Gene Ontology annotation, cellular component: nuclear inner membrane. Gene Ontology annotation, molecular function: mannosyltransferase activity.
ACUUCUUAAAGUUGCCAGGGUUGAGAAACACUGCUUUAGACUGUUGAUUAUUUCUCCUCUUGAAACUAAACUCAUGCAGGAAAUAAGUAAUUAUUUCAUUUCCUUACUUUACAUAAACAUUUUUCUUUGAUGUAGCUUCUCACUUCCAUGUUGUAAUUUGGUAUUACAAAGUCUUCAUUGAAUUGGAAAUCCCGCUUGGAUGCAUAUCUUGGUGUGUUAACGCUUUUCCACUAAAAAUAUUUUAGUUACUGCAGAAGGAAGGUACAGAAGUGGAAAUAUACAUGUUUUAACGAAAUAGUGGAAAUAUAUAUGUUUUAAUAAUUAUGGAUGCUGCCAUUGUACCAAGCCUCAAAAAAGAAAAAGUCAAGAUUUUUUGCUUUUAUUCUACCUUCUUUAUGCUGACUGAUCUGAAAUCUCAAUGGAUGUUUUUGAUAAUUGUCUUUAUUUUUCUAAUUCGUUUGUGACAGGAAUAAGCCAAUAAGAUGAUUAACUGUUUUGCAGGAAAAAAAGAAAUAUUUCUGCAGCCUUAAUGUUCAAACCCUGCCAUUCUCAGAAGUGUGGAUCAUUAUUUCCUGGUGUACAUUUUAAAGUGGAGGAGGAGAAAGAUUGAUUGAUUGUUAAAUGGAUGUUUAAUUAACACCUUCAGUACUUUGUGUUUGUAAAUAUAUAUAGGAACCAGAUGAAGUAUAAUGUGUGAAUGUUACUGACAUCAUGACAAGUGUUAGACAGAGAAAGGGAAUAAAAAACACCGAUGUUCCACAAGAUUGUCUAUCACAGGAGAAAAACUGGAAACUUAAUGGGAAGAACAUAGCUGGUGCAAAACUGUGGAAGAAGGUUUCACUUGUUGUUGGUGGAAUCGUGGGCCUUUCCUUGGGAAUACUCACAUCUGUUUACAUUGCUACACUCCAUGAAAAUGAUCUGUGGUUUUCAAACAUCAAGGAAGUGGAACGGGAAAUUUCCUUCAGGACAGAAUGUGGCUUGUACUACUCUUAUUACAAACAGAUGCUGGAGGCUCCAUCUAUUCAACAAGGUUUACACAGCUUGAUCUAUGACAAUAAAACUGAAUCCAUGAGGACAGUUAAUAUACUUGGAAGAAUGAAUGUUUAUCAAGAAGUAUUUCUCAGCAUUCUAUAUACAGUAUUUCAUAUGAAAAAAUUUUUAGAACCUGUUUAUUUUUACAUCUACACACUGUUUAGCCUUCAAGCCGUGUAUGUCAUUGCCUUAUACGUGACUAGCUGUCUGCUUAGUGGAACGUGGCUUUCGGGUGUAUUAGCUGCUGUUUGGUAUAUAGUUAACAGAAUAGAUACAACCCGAGUGGAAUUCACCAUCCCACUAAGAGAAAACUGGGCACUGCCAUUCUUUGCUGUUCAACUCGCCGCAAUUACGUUCCUCUUCAGACCACAUUUACGAUCUACUCAUGAAAGGUUGACACUUCUGGCGGUGUUUAUUGCAACCUUCCUCUUAAGUGUGACUUGGCAAUUUAAUCAGUUUAUCCUGUUGAUCCAAGCAAUGGCUUUGUUCACGCUCGACUGUCUUGACGUGAUUCCCGAAGGAAAAGUCAUGUGGAUCUAUAUCAUACAGGUGGCCAGUCUGCUGAUGGUUUACAUCUUACAGUUCUUUAAUUCCAUGAUAGUUGGAUCACUGCUUGUAAGCUUUAAUAUGUCGGCCUUGUUAGCAAGAAAACUUCAGAAUAAUUUGAAAACUGGAGGCUUGUUUAGCAGAGUUGGGAAACUUCUCUUUCAUGUGCUGUUAGUGCUGUGCUUGACAUUCCUUGUAAAUAAUCUUAUUAAGAGAAUUUUAAAUCUGGAAUCAGAUGAGCAUAUAUUUAAAUUUCUGAAAGCAAAAUUUGGAUUUGGAGAAACAAGAGAUUUUGAUGCUAACCUGUACUUGUGUGAAGAAGCUUUUGGUCUUUUGCCUUUUAAUACUUUCACAAGACUUUCAGACACGCUAGUUCUUUAUGCCUACUUAUUUGUACUUUUGAUAACGGCCACAUCAGCUGCUGUCGUGUCUUUUCAAAACCUCAGUGGUCGCGCAAGCAUCAAAUCAGCGGAUAACCUACCCAUGUCCACAACAGUGUUAAAACCUGCCACAGCUUACCACUUGGUGCACACUAUUUCAUUUGGGCUCCUGGCUUUAAGCACAAUGAGGAUGAAAUAUCUUUGGACUUCCCACGUAUGUAUGUUUGCAGCUUCGGGCCUGUGCAGCAGUGACAUCUGGGGACUGAUUUUGAAACGUGUUCAUCUUCACACACCCAAACGGGUAUCUGGGAUUAGGUAUUUAACACCAAUCCUUGUACUACUGUAUCUUUGUUAUAAGUUCCUGCCUGGAAUAAUGGCAGAGCUGUCAGAGCUGAGAGAAUUCUAUGACCCCGACACAGUGGAGCUAAUGGACUGGAUUAAGUCCAACACGCCAAAGAAAGCAGUGAUUGCAGGAAGCAUGCAGCUCUUAGCAGGGGUUAAGCUUUGCACUGGAAGAAUUUUAACAAAUCAUCCCCACUAUGAAGAUAAGAGUCUGAGAGAAAGAACAAAACAGGUUUAUCAGGUGUAUGCCAAAAGAUCACCUGAAGAUGUUCAUAGGAUCCUCAGAUCUUUUGGCACUGACUUUGUGAUCUUGGAGGACAGCAUCUGUUACGAAAGAAGGCAUAGCAGAGGUUGCCGGUUGCGUGACCUUCUCGAUAUUGCCAAUGGCCACACGAUGGAUGGUCCUGGUGAAAACGAUCCUGAUCUGAAGCCUUCACCGUACCCUCGCUUCUGUGAGGAGAUCAAAAGAAAUCUGCCCUCGUAUACAAUGUAUUUUACUAAAGUCUUCCACAACAAAACAUUCCAUGUUUACAAACUGGCUCGACAUAAAAAAAUCCCAUAGCUUUGCUACACCAGUAGUAGAAAACACUAGUUUAUAAAAACAGCUCAUUUUAAAAAAAAAGUGAAAUUGUUUUACACUGGUUGAAAGUGUUUACUUUUUAAUUCCUCUGACAAUUCAAGAGAGUUUGCUUUGAUAACAUUUUUCGUGUCCCAAAAUAUAUGUAAGUUAUCAAAGGCUAGUUGACAGAAGCCUCGGGUAUAUACAGAACACAGAUCAUAAAAAGUAAAUAUUUCAUAAAUUCCA